UUGAUAACACUGCAGGAACAUUACGUAUCAAUAAAACAGUAAUUAUUUACACUGGAGAGCUGAAACAACCCGCGGAAGGUUUUCCACCCACUGACAAGGGGGCUAAGAUGACUUCAGCUGUGGCCAACAGAGCAGUAGGAGCCAUUGUUGGAUCAGCUGUUGCAGAUGCUGCAGCUCAGCCCCUCCACUGGGUGUAUGAUCUCCAGAAACUGAAGGGGAUCUUGGCUCAGGAUCCAAACCCGGAGUUCCGUUCCGAGUCGGCCAAUCCCUUCUACCGGAGGCAGACGGGCCAGCAGAGCUGCUACGGAGACCAGGCGUAUGUGCUGCUGGAGUCCCUUUCAGAGUGUGGAGGUCUGAAUGUUGAUGAUCUGAAGCAGCUGACACUGAAAUUCUUUGGACCAGGGUCAGAGUAUGACACGCCGGUCAAUGAUCCGUACCGAGACCGGAAUGGCCCAAGACCUCAGCUGCCGAUUGAAGGACCAUGGAGACAAGCAAGCUUGAAGAGUUUCUUAAAGAAUGUCGAUGCGGGCAAAGAGGAGACAGGCUGUGAGACGGACUGUCAGAUUGACGGCAUAGCCAAGCUGGCUCCUAUAGUGGCUUUUUACGCCGGACAACCGGACAUGCUGGAAAAAGUUGAACAGGCCAUCCGAGUCACCCAGAACAACGACGAAUGUGUCGCUGAAACUCUGGCGGCCGCAAGGUUUCUGGAGCAUUUUAUCCUGACUGGUCCAGACCCAAAUGUGCUGGAUGUAGUGCUAAAUCAGCUCAGUGACCCCAGCAGAAAGCAGCCACAGGACUUGGACAAAGCAGUGAUCGGGCACAUUCAUCAAGUGAAGGAGAAUUUGUCGAAGCGUCCACAGGAACUGAUCCCCGCUGUGUUUCCCAACACAUGAGGUUUGCCAGGUGCAUUCCAGGCAGCGCUGCAUGGAGUCCUGACAGCCGAGCACUUUGAGGCGGCCAUCAGAGACACCAUGAGCUGUGGAGGGUGCACCUGCAGCAGAGCCUCCUUCAUCGGAGCAUGCGUUGGAGCCCAGAUUGGGCUUGAAGGAAUCCCAGCUUCGUGGCUUAGCAAAACCUCACGAUCCAACUCCGUGCUGGCGCACGCCAAGAAGAUCGCCAGCCACCACCUGUAAGAUUGCAGUUCGCAGCAUGAGGCGGACGAGAGCGUUGUGAAAAACUGUUGGACUUUUGCAGAG
Molecule: messenger RNA, 1196 nt
Organism: Poecilia latipinna (sailfin molly)
Lineage: Eukaryota; Metazoa; Chordata; Actinopteri; Cyprinodontiformes; Poeciliidae
Product: crystallin J1A-like
Exons: 10
Source: RefSeq, a predicted model, not a curated record